This is a messenger RNA of Leucoraja erinaceus (little skate), 3880 nucleotides long. It is a transcript of the gene nfe2l1b, whose product is annotated as nfe2 like bZIP transcription factor 1b. Gene Ontology annotation, biological process: regulation of transcription by RNA polymerase II. The record is from RefSeq and is a predicted model, not a curated record. Gene Ontology annotation, cellular component: nucleus. Gene Ontology annotation, molecular function: RNA polymerase II cis-regulatory region sequence-specific DNA binding; DNA-binding transcription factor activity, RNA polymerase II-specific. Lineage: Eukaryota; Metazoa; Chordata; Chondrichthyes; Rajiformes; Rajidae. Bases 15 to 2339 code for a protein of 774 amino acids. The transcript has 5 exons.
UCGUGGGUGGGAAGAUGCACCCCCUGAAGAAGUACUUCACCGAGGGGCUCAUCCAGUUCACCAUCCUGCUGAGCCUGAUGGGGGUCCGGGUGGACGUGGACACUUACCUGAACGCUCAGCUGCCUCCACUGCGGGAAAUCAUCCUGGGCCAGAGCUCGGCUUACACCCAGACCCAGUUUCACAACUGGAGGAACACGCUGGGCGGCUACGACCUUCACCCCAAGAGUGUGGACCUAGACUACUACUUCACGGCGCGGCGGCUGCUCAACGACGUGAGGGGCCUGGACCGGCUGCUGGUGCCCAGCACCGAGCUCAGCGCCUGGCUGGUGCACAGUGGCAGCAGCCGGGAGGCGGACGGCUCGGUGCCCGCCUCGCAGCCCAGUUUGCCCUUGGACAACACGAGCGGAGUGAACGAGGGAGCGGUCGCGGAGAACAGCGACAGGGCCAAUGGCUCAUCCGAGCAAGUGGAGGAAAGUCUGGGAGCUGUCGGGUUGCCAAUGAGCAGCGACUUGACCAAGGAGGACAUUGAUCUGAUUGAUAUCCUAUGGAGACAGGACAUAGAUCUGGGCGCUGGCAGAGAGGUGUUCGACUACAGCUCCAAGCAGAAGGAGAACGGACAAGGUGAGGAAGAUCAGAGAAAGAAGACUGAAGAGGACAGUGCAAGCGGGAGGAGUGGUUUGCUGCAGGGAACUGCUCACGUGGAUGGGGAGACUGGAGAAAGCAUCCCGGAUCAGGUGUCGGAGUUGGUGGACCAGACGCCUUCCUUUGAGGAAUGUCUCCGUCUCCUGGAGGAAACGUUCCCUUUCGCUGAGGAUUCUGAGUUUCCAGCGGCCGUGUCUUCAGAGCUGAAUGAGGCUUUAGACAGUGCUCUGGCCAGUACCAGUGACAGCCCGCCUGCAUCCUCACAGACCACCCUCCGUCCACCCCUCCUCACGCCACAGGACACUCCUUUAGACCUAGAGCAGCAGUGGCAGGACCUCCUGUCCCUCAUGGACCUCCAGGACAUGGACAUGGGCGACAGUGCAGCCUCGUUUAGUGACAAUACUAGCAACGGCAAUGCUGAGCUGCCCAUGAGCUACAUCCAGCCUCCCACCACCACCAUCAACCAGGACGUCAGCCUCCAUGAUGCCACCUUGCCUCUGUGUGGACAGGACUUCCCUGCCUUCUUCAAUGCCGACGUGGCAGUGGGCAGCGGCCCCAGCCUCCAGCCUCUGGCCUCCACCAACUCCACCGACUUUGACACCACCUUCGGCUCCACCAACUUCACCGGGCUUCUCUUCCCUCACCACAUUAACGGGACGGGCAACGAGACGUGCAGUCCAGCCAUGGCGGACCCCCUGAGGGGGCUGCUGGACGACGCCAUGUUGGAUGAGAUCAGCCUGAUGGACCUGGCCAUGGAGGAAGGUUUCGGCCCAAUGGAGACGUCCCAGAUUGAAGAGGAGCUCGAUUCCGACUCGGGCCUCUCGCUCGACUCCAGCCAGAGCCCAGUUUCCCCCAGCAGCUCGGAGUCCUCCUCCUCCUCCACCACCUCCUCCUCCUCCUCCUCCUCCUCGUCCUCCUCUCUGUCGCUGUCCGAGGAGGGAGCGGUGGGCUACAGCUCCGAUUCGGAGGACACGGAUUCGGAGGAUGGCCAGGGUGCGGUGGGAGGCCAUCAGCCGGAGUUCAGCAAGUUCUGCCGCAUGAGUUACCAGAACCCCAGCUACUUCCACUCUCUGCCCUACCUGGACCAGAUCCAUCACAACCACACCUACAACCUCCCGCCCGGAGCCUCUGCCUCCAGCCCCCACUCCCCCCCCAGCCCCGGCUACAAAGCGGGGUUCAGGGAGACCCGCCGCAGCUGCAUCGACCUGCACGUGGGGCGGGACGAGCGCCGGGCCAGGGCGCUGAAGAUCCCCUUCACCAACGACAAGAUCGUCAACCUGCCCGUGGACGAGUUCAACGAGCUGCUGAAGAAGGCCCAUCUGACGGAGCCCCAGCUCGCCCUGAUCCGCGACAUCCGGCGCAGGGGCAAGAACAAGCUGGCGGCUCAGAACUGCCGCAAGCGCAAGCUGGACACCAUCCUCAACCUGGACCAGGAUGUGGAGCAGCUGAAGAAGCAGAAGGCCCGGCUACUGAAGGAGAAGGUGGACUUUGUCAAGUCCCUGCGGCAGAUGAAGCAGAAACUGCAGGGCCUUUACCAGGAGGUGUUUGACCGCCUGCGCGAUGAGGACGGGAGGCCCUAUUGCCCCAGCCAGUACACCCUGCAAUAUGCCAACAACGGCAGCAUGCUGGUCAUGCCUCACACACUCAUCACCCAGCAGGGCAAGCCGGACAAGAAGAAAGGCAGCAAGAAGAAGUGAGACCCACAGCCCGGCCUGGCACUGAACUCGCAAAGCGCUCACCGUAAAAGCUGCAUCGCUGGCUUUUUAAAAACAAACAAAAUAGAUGACUGACAAUUGCACCUUCUUGUUUUGGAAAAUAUCUUGCAAAUCUGGCAGCUGCAGGUCAGUUAAGAUGGAGAAAUAUCCCAGCAAGUGUCGGUGACAAGAGCUUUAUACAUUGAGUUGAUAGAUUGGCCACAGCUGGGAAAUCAGCAAAUGUUCACAUGCCCGUAAUGUCCCUCGGGUGAAGAGUGCAUGCGUGUGUGUGUACAUGCGCGUGUGUGUGUGUGUGUGUGCACGCGUGUACAUGCGCGAAUAUGUGUGUGUGUACGUGCGUGUGUAUACAUGCGUGUGCAUAUGUGCAUGCACGUGUAUGUGUGUGCACGCGUGUACAUGGGGUAUGUGUGUACGUGCGUGUAUACAUGCGUGUGCAUGUACAUGCGCGUGUAUGUGUGCGCGUGUACAUGCGCGGGUAUGUGUACGUGCAUGUGUGUACAUGCGCAUGUAUGUGCGCACAUGUGUGUACAUGCGCGUGUAUAUGUGCGCAUGUGUGAGUGCGCGUGCGUGUAUGUGUGUGCGUGUAGAGGUGGUGGUGGUAGUUUGGAGCACGGGCCAUUGUGGUCAUGGCCAACACCGUGCUCUGUCUCCGAUCCAGACUCCCUUAUUACUCAACGAUAUUAUUGAAUCUAAAUGAUGCAAGGCUGAAAGCACCCGCUGCUCUGCACAGUACACACACACAAUCUAUAAGCUGUGUGCGUUCUUGCCUGAAUAUUUCCCUUAAAGAAUUAAGAAGGGCAUUUAUUCUUAUUUAGGUACAACCUACCGAAUAAAGUGGCUGCGUAUACGUUUUGAGAUUUGGGGUGAGGGUCGCUGAUGGCCGCAGCUGAGAAGGUUGGCAAGUUUGUGGUUAAUUUAAUGUCUACUGUAAGACACUGGGCUGUCUCGAGCCUGCGGGGAACAGAGGUAGAUACUGCUGGAAGUGUGCAGGUCGGGGAGCCAGUGUGGAGAGAGGGAGAGUCGGUCAUGAUCUGUGUGGAUUCCAGUGGUGGUGGUAAAUCCUGUGUGUGGUGUGGGUGAGAUGGGCAAGUGAAUGAAUGCCCUUGGGUGCGAUGGCUGUAUUUAUUAGGCACAGCAGUUUAGUUUUGUUGUAAUAUAGUCGUUUAAUUUAAUGAGCGAGGAUGGGAUGGGGGGGGGGGGGGGGGGGGGGGGGGGUGGUUGCUUUAACCUGUCUCUUUCCCUGCCUUGAACUCCACACCAACCUGGACAUUAGCAGACCAGCUGCUUGCCCUUCGACGGCUGGCAUUGGUCCCAGAAGUCAGCGUUAUCCAUCGCAGAUAGCGGAGGCUCUUCGGGGGCCCCUUCUCGUCCAUGUUGACCAAGUUGCUUGGCUGGACAGAAAAUGCUGGAGGAACUCAGCGGGUGAGGCAGCAUCUGUGGAGCGAAGGAAUGGGUGACGUUUCAGGUCCGAGGCCCUUCUGGAAACUCAGCGGGUGAGGCAGCAUCUGUGGAGGGAAGGAAUA